Molecule: messenger RNA, 2251 nt
Organism: Cephus cinctus (wheat stem sawfly)
Lineage: Eukaryota; Metazoa; Arthropoda; Insecta; Hymenoptera; Cephidae
Product: sensory neuron membrane protein 1
Exons: 8
Coding region: 320-1900 (526 amino acids)
Cellular component (GO): membrane; cytoplasm
Molecular function (GO): scavenger receptor activity
Source: RefSeq, a predicted model, not a curated record
GAGAACGUCCAUUGUCUAAAUCACACAGAGAUAUUACGGAUUUUUAUACUUUAAUUCAUUAUAUUUUAACUAUUUUGGCAAGUAUUCACUCACAUGCUUCGGUUUUGACAUCUCUUCUUGUCAGUCUUAAUCUUUUUAUUUUCUUUUUCUUUCCUACGUGACAAAUAAUUUAACGGGCUCCAUUUAAAUAUUAAUCAGGAAAUAUUAUCUCGACUCGUCAGCAUGUCCUGAUUCUAUGUGGAAUCGAUUUUCAACAUUGUAUUGUUAUCCUUUUAGUCUUUUUUUUUCCUUCAAUCCUCUCGCAGUCUAAGAAUCGACGAUGCAGCUCUCGACGAAACUGGGAAUAGGCGGUGGCGCUCUCUUUGUCAUGAGUAUCGUCGUCGGCUGGAUUGCUUUUCCGAUUAUGCUUAAGUCACAAGUCAAAGGGGCAAUAGCCUUGAAGGAAGGCUCUGAUAUGCGAGCAUUGUGGGCAAAGUUUCCACUGCCACUCGAUUUUAAAGUCUACCUCUUUAAUAUAACAAAUCCUGCCGGGAUCGAGAGCGGCGAGAAGCCUAUUGUGAGAGAAAUUGGUCCGUACUUUUACGACGAGUAUAAGGAGAAGCUUAAUUUAGAGGAUCGAGAAUCAGACGAUACUGUCGAGUACAGUCAGAGAGCUACCUGGUUUUUCAAUCCGUCCAAGAGUAAUGGUCUGACCGGCGAUGAGGAACUGGUCUAUCCUCACGUCCUGAUACUGGGAAUGGCCAUGACUGCUGCCAGAGACAAGCCAGGAAUGAUGGGUCUGCUUGGGAAGGCUGUGGACAGCAUUUUCAAGAAGCCGGAUUCAAUAUUUAUAAAGGUUAAGGCAAGAGAUAUACUUUUUGACGGUUUACCAAUUGAUUGUACGGUAAAGGACUUUGCCGGUACUGCAGUCUGUAAAUUAUUAAAGGAGCAAGGAAACGACUUACAAGUCGAUGGUGAUAAUCGCUAUAGAUUCUCUCUCUUCGGUCACAAAAAUGGUACCGUGGCCCGGGAGAGGAUGAGAGUGUUUCGAGGUAUUAAAAGUGCAAUGGACGUUGGUCGUGUCGUGGAAUGGAACAACGAGCCGGCUCUUACGGUUUGGCCAGAGGAUCGUUGCAACGAGUACAAUGGUACAGAUUCCACCAUAUUCCAUCCGUUUUUUAAAAAGGAAGACGACGUGGUCUCCUUUGCUCCGGAUUUAUGUCGCAGCAUCGGUGCUAGAUACGAGAGACCUAGCCAUUAUAAAGGUCUAUCUACCAAUCGUUACACCGCUAACCUCGGCGACAUGAGCACAGAUCCUCAUUUGCAGUGCUUCUGUCCGACUCCCGAAACGUGCCUCAAGAAAGGACUUUUUGAUCUAACAAAGUGCGUUAAUGCACCAAUCAUUGCCAGUCUACCUCAUUUUUAUCUGACUGAUGAAUCCUACCUGGAAACUGUUCAGGGACUCCAGCCUGUGCAGGAGGAUCAUGAAAUAUUCAUAGACUUUGAGCCAUUGACUGGGUCGCCAGUGUCGGCGAGAAAACGUUUACAGUUCAACAUGUUUGUCUAUCCUGUGGAGAAAUUCAGAUUGAUGAAAACAUUUGCGUCGGCGCUGUUACCAUUGUUUUGGGUGGAGGAAGGGAUUGCACUGAAUGAUGAUUUUGUCAAGCAGUUGAAGGCUGCUUUCAAAAUGAUAUCACUCGUUGGAUAUAUCAAAUGGUCCAUGAUGUCCCUGGGUCUUGGUCUUGCUGGUGCCGCUGGUGGUCUUUAUUUUAAGCGUCGACAGACUGACAAUAAGUUGACAAUUAAUACCAUAACGCCGCAGAUGGCAAGUACGAAGAACAGUGGUGAGGAAAAGAAAUGGCCGCUUAAUAUAAAUACCCUACAGGCCGCGACUGUACCAGCCAGUCUUGACAGAAACUAGAUUUCUAAGACUAGUAAGUCUAGCCUAAUUAAAGUUCUAAUACGUUCUAAGGCUCUAGAGUAUUUUUUACCGUGGACUCAGGUUGUACAUAGGCGUAGGAAAGGAGGUAAGAGAACAAACAACUUUCACUGGUAACCAUAUAUACAUAUAACGGAUAAGAUUUAAAUUAAAAUCGUUGUUGAGCUAUUUUCUUUGAGUCACCCUACAGAGGAAGCUUGUUACGGUCAUUAUUAGUGAUAAAUAUAUUAUAUUUGUAUCUGUUUAUGUCUCUCUGUGCUAUUAUUAUACAUAUAUUAAGUUUAUGGCGAUACUACAGUAACGGUAAUCAAUAAAAAUGUCUAUAUUCCGGUA